AUGUCGGGCCUUGGAGGUGCAGUUCCUGUGUCACCAGCAGAUCGCGAAGUGGUAGUAGCCGGGCCCCGCUUUAAAUACCACCUUCGGGGCGGUGUAAGUCUUGCUCCAUGGGUACCAGUUGUGGGUCUGGAAAUUCAUGCACAGAUCAGUUCCAACUCAAAACUUUUCUCUGGUUCCCAAGUCCAGUUUGCAGCACCUCCUAACUCUUUGGUAUCUUUCUUUGAUGCUUCUUUACCAGGAACUUUACCAGUUCUCAACAGGAGAUGUGUAGAAGCAGCAGUGAUGACAGGCCUGGCACUCAACUGCAGCAUAAACAAGAAGUCCUUGUUUGACAGAAAGCACUAUUUCUAUGCAGAUCUGCCUGCUGGCUAUCAGAUCACUCAGCAAAGAGUUCCUAUUGCAGUGAAUGGAAGUCUGUCAUACAGUCUCUGCAUAGACAACAAAAUGAGCCAGAUGGUGACCAAAACUGUGAGGAUUAAACAAAUUCAGUUGGAGCAAGACAGUGGAAAGAGUCUCCAUGAUGACACAAGGAGCCAGACUCUCGUUGACUUGAAUAGGGCUGGAGUCGGCCUCAUGGAGGUUGUCAUGGAGCCUGAUAUGUGCUGUGGGGAAGAAGCAGCUGCAGCAGUCAGAGAGCUUCAGCUCAUUCUUCAAACACUUGGGAGUAGCCAGGCAGUCAUGGCAGAGGGUCAGCUGAGAGUGGAUGCCAAUGUUUCUGUGCAUCACCCUGGAGAGCCUUAUGGAGUGAGGACGGAAGUGAAGAAUAUCAAUAGCAUACGAUUCCUGGCAAAAGCAGUAGACUAUGAAAUACAGAGGCAAAUUGAAGAACUUGAAAAUGGAGGAACAAUUCUGAAUGAAACAAGAGCCUUUGAUUCCAAGCUUGGGUGCACUGUACCAAUGAGGGACAAAGAAGGAAAACAGGAUUAUCGGUUCAUGCCAGAACCAAACCUUCCUCCAUUAAUUCUGUACGAUGCAAAGUCUUUGCCAGCUAAUAUAAACCAUCAGCAAGUGGUAAAUAUUGAUUGGAUUCAUGAGAGACUUCCUGACCUCCCCAGUGUGAAGAGAGCAAAGCUUGUUGAACAGUAUGGGAUUCUUCCUGAACACAGCUUCACCUUAUUGAAUGAAGACGGAUUAACAGAAUUCUUUGAAAAUGUGGUAAAACAGACCCAGAUGAAGCCAAAGAAAGUGAUCGGCUGGAUUCUAAAUGACCUGCUCAGUUAUUUGAAGCAACAUUCCCUUACAGUAAAGGAAAGCCCAGUCGGUUCUUGUCUCCUGGCUGACCUUCUGAACCUUCUAGAAAAAAAAGAAAUUUCUUCAACAGCAGCAAAACAGGUGCUUGCGGAAUUGUGGAAAGGAGAAGGGAAGACUCCUCUUGAAAUUGUUAAAGAAAAGAAACUUGAACUGAUACAAGAUCAAAAAGAGCUUGAACAGAUCUGCCAGGCGGUGAUUGAUGGACAAGUAAAAGAGGUUAUGGCAAUAAAAGCAGGAAAUCGAAAAGUUCUAAAUAAGUUAAUUGGCCUGGUACAAAGAGAAACACAAGGACGAUCCAACCCUGUUCUGGUGAAGCAAUUAUUAGAGAAGAAGCUGUCAGAGUAG
Antrostomus carolinensis (chuck-will's-widow) is the source of this 1596-nucleotide messenger RNA. RefSeq names its product glutamyl-tRNA amidotransferase subunit B (gene GATB). The transcript is spliced from 13 exons. Gene Ontology annotation, molecular function: glutaminyl-tRNA synthase (glutamine-hydrolyzing) activity. Gene Ontology annotation, biological process: mitochondrial translation; glutaminyl-tRNAGln biosynthesis via transamidation. Gene Ontology annotation, cellular component: glutamyl-tRNA(Gln) amidotransferase complex; mitochondrion. The record is from RefSeq and is a predicted model, not a curated record. NCBI's taxonomy places the organism in Eukaryota, Metazoa, Chordata, Aves, Caprimulgiformes, Caprimulgidae. Bases 1 to 1596 code for a protein of 531 amino acids.